Messenger RNA from Vespa mandarinia (Asian giant hornet), 5316 nucleotides. RefSeq lists its product as uncharacterized. The record is from RefSeq and is a predicted model, not a curated record. Gene Ontology annotation, cellular component: extracellular region. Gene Ontology annotation, molecular function: chitin binding. Lineage: Eukaryota; Metazoa; Arthropoda; Insecta; Hymenoptera; Vespidae.
ACCUUUUGCCGUAUCAAAUGAUAUCAGUGAUACACAGAAAGAUUUCUUUUCCACGCAGAUGUCUCUCACAACACGGCAGAAAAUUUGUAUACCGGGCCUCGCUAGCUAUCUUUCACGCUUGCACGGCAGAACACGGUUACAGUUAUCCUAGGCCUAACAAUCCGCUAACACCAGGUGGGCCAGGUGGCGACCAAGGUGGUAAGCCAGGAAGUCCAGGUUAUCCUGGUGCUCCUGGUGGUUAUCCAUCUGGACCACCCGGUGCUCCUGGUCCAUCGGAUUCAGGUUAUCCGGGAGGCUAUCCGUCGCCCGGUGGUCCUGGAGGACCCGGUGAACCCGGAGGAUCAGGCGGCUAUCCUAGCGGAAAACCAGGUGAGCAGGGCGGACCAGGAGGAUAUCCUGGCGGCGGAUCCGGAGGACCAGGAGGGUCAGGAGGACCUGGAGGAUAUCCUAGUGGCAGACCAGGUGGACCUGGUGGGCCAGGUGGUUAUCCUGGGGGUGGAGCUGGAGGACCAGGAGGGCCAGGAGGUUCAGGAGGCUAUCCCAGCGGCAGACCAGGUGGACCUGGAGGGUCAGGAGGUCCAGGAGGCUAUCCCAGUGGAGGACCAGGAGGAUCAGGUGGGCCUGGAGGAUAUCCUAGUGGCAGGCCAGGUGGUCCAGGAGGACCAGGAAGUCCAGGAGGUUAUCCCGGUGGUGGACCCGGAGGGCCGGGAGGACCAGGAGGGUCUGGUGGCUAUCCUAGCGGUAAACCAGGUGGACCUGGAGGAUAUCCAGGUGGAGGACCACAAGGUCCUGGUGGGCCAGGAGGACCAGGAGGUUAUCCCGGUGGUGGACCCGGAGGGCCGGGAGGACCAGGAGGGUCUGGUGGCUAUCCUAGCGGUAAACCAGGUGGACCUGGAGGAUAUCCAGGUGGAGGACCACAAGGUCCCGGUGGACCAGGUGGACCAGGAGGUUAUCCCGGAGGUGGACCCGGAGGGCCGGGAGGACCAGGAGGGUCUGGAUAUCCAGGUGGAGGACCACAAGGUCCUGGUGGGCCAGGAGGACCAGGAGGUUAUCCCGGUCCCGGUGGACCAGGUGGACCAGGAGGUUAUCCCGGAGGUGGACCCGGAGGGCCGGGAGGACCAGGAGGGUCUGGUGGCUAUCCUAGCGGUAAACCAGGUGGACCUGGAGGAUAUCCAGGUGGAGGACCACAAGGUCCUGGUGGGCCAGGAGGACCAGGAGGUUAUCCCGGUGGUGGACCCGGAGGGCCGGGAGGACCAGGAGGGUCUGGUGGCUAUCCUAGCGGUAAACCAGGUGGACCUGGAGGAUAUCCAGGUGGAGGACCACAAGGUCCCGGUGGACCAGGAGGACCAGGAGGUUAUCCCGGUGGUGGACCCGGAGGGCCGGGAGGACCUGGAGGGUCUGGUGGCUAUCCUAGCGGUAAACCAGGUGGACCUGGAGGAUAUCCAGGUGGAGGACCACAAGGUCCCGGUGGACCAGGAGGACCAGGAGGACCAGGAGGUCCAGGAGGUUAUCCCGGUGGUGGACCCGGAGGGCCGGGAGGACCAGGAGGGCCUGGUGGCUAUCCUAGCGGUAAACCAGGUGGACCUGGAGGAUAUCCAGGUGGAGGACCACAAGGUCCUGGUGGACCAGGAGGACCAGGAAGUCCAGGAGGUUAUCCCGGCGGUGGACCCGGAGGUCCGGGAGGACCAGGAGGGUCUGGUGGUUAUCCUGGCGGUAAACCAGGAGGACCUGGAGGAUAUCCAGGUGGAGGACCACAAGGUCCCGGUGGACCAGGAGGACCAGGAAGUCCAGGAGGUUAUCCCGGUGGUGGACCCGGAGGGCCGGGAGGACCAGGAGGGUCUGGUGGCUAUCCUAGCGGUAAACCAGGUGGACCUGGGGGAUAUCCAGGUGGAGGAUCACAAGGUCCCGGUGGACCAGGUGGAUCUGGUGGAACUGGAACUCCAGGAGGACCAGGAGGUUAUCCUGGCGGCGGUCCUGGAGGCCCAGGAGGACCAGGAGGUUAUCCUGGCGGUGGACCGGGUGGACCUGGUGGUCCAGGAAGUCCUGGAAGUUAUCCCAAUGGAGGACAAAGCCCAGGUGGCUUUGAAGAACCGUACGACGAAGGCGACUAUUCUGCAAUCCCUGGCGAACCUGGUCGUGAUUAUCCUAUAUAUUCAGAAGUACCCGAAACUAGUUUCCGUUGUGAAAAUCAACAGUUCCCUGGAUAUUAUGCGGACGUUGAAGCUCAGUGUCAAGUCUUUCAUAUUUGUGCCAAUAACAAAACCUACGAUUUCAUUUGCCCUAACGGGACUAUUUUCCAUCAACAGUAUUUUGUCUGUGUGUGGUGGAAUCAAUUUGACUGUAGCACGGCGCCAAACUUCUACUACUUGAAUGAAAAUAUUUAUGACUAUAACAUAAUGGGUGGGCCUGAAAUGUUCCCUGGUGGACCUGGAGGACCAGGAGGAUUCCCUGGCAUAGGACCCGGAGGGCCCGGAGGCCCUGGUGGUCCAGGUAGUUAUCCUGGAGGACCUGGAGGUCCAGGAGGUCCUGGAGGGUAUCCUAUUGACAAACCAAGUCAACCUGGAGGACCUGGUGGCUACCCUAGCGGAAGACCAGGUGGACCAGGAGGACCAGGAGGACCAGGUGGACCAGGAGGACCAGGAGGUUAUCCUAGUGGCAGACCAGGAGCGCCAGGAAGUCCAGGUGGUUAUCCCGGUGGUGGUCCUGGAGGGCCAGGAGGGCCAGGAAGUCCAGGAGGUUAUCCUGGUGGUGGACCCGGAGGUCCAGGAGGGCCAGGAAGUCCAGGUGGUUAUCCCGGAGGUGGACCCGGAGGGCCAGGAGGCCCAGGAGGACCAGGAGGGCCAGGAGGUUAUCCUAGUGGCAAACCAGGAGGGCCAGGAAGUCCAGGUGGUUAUCCCGGAGGUGGACCCGGAGGACCAGGAGGACCAGGAGGUUAUCCUAGUGGCAAACCAGGAGGGCCAGGAGGGCCAGGAAGUCCAGGAGGUUAUCCCGGUGGUGGACCAGGAGGGCCAGGAGGUUAUCCUAGUGGCAAACCAGGAGGGCCAGGAGGGCCAGGAGGUUAUCCCGGUGGUGGACCCGGAGGGCCAGGAGGACCAGGUGGGCCAGGAGGUUAUCCUAGUGGCAAACCAGGAGGGCCAGGAGGGCCAGGAAGUCCCGGAGGUUAUCCCGGUGGUGGACCCGGAGGGCCAGGAGGACCAGGAGGUCCAGGAGGUUAUCCUAGUGGCAAACCAGGAGGGCCAGGAGGGCCAGGAAGUCCAGGUGGUUAUCCCGGUGGUGGACCCGGAGGGCCAGGAGGACCAGGAGGGCCAGGAGGUUAUCCUAGUGGCAAACCAGGAGGGCCAGGAGGGCCAGGAAGUCCAGGUGGUUAUCCCGGUGGUGGACCCGGAGGGCCAGGAGGACCAGGAGGGCCAGGAGGUUAUCCUAGUGGCAAACCAGGAGGGCCAGGAGGGCCAGGAGGUUAUCCCGGUGGUGGACCCGGAGGGCCAGGAGGACCAGGAGGGCCAGGAGGUUAUCCUAGUGGCAAACCAGGAGGCCCAGGAGGGCCAGGAAGUCCAGGAGGUUAUCCUGGAGGUGGACCCGGAGGGCCAGGAGGGCCAGGAGGUUAUCCUAGUGGCAAACCAGGAGGCCCAGGAGGGCCAGGAAGUCCAGGAGGUUAUCCUGGUGGAGGUCCCGGUGGGCCAGGAGGGCCAGGAGGGCCAGGAGGUUAUCCUAGUGGCAAACCAGGAGGUCCAGGAAGUCCAGGAGGUUACCCCGGAGGUGGUCCUGGAGGGCCAGGAGGACCAGGAGGGUCGGGAGGUUAUCCUAGUGGCAGACCAGGAGGGCCAGGAGGGCCAGGAAGUCCAGGAGGUUAUCCUGGUGGUGGACCUGGAGGACCAGGAGGGUCGGGAGGUUAUCCUAGUGGCAAACCAGGAGGGCCAGGAGGGCCAGGAGGGCCAGGAGGGCCAGGAGGUUAUCCUGGUGGUGGACCCGAAGGGCCAGGAGGACCAGGAGGGCCAGGAGGACCAGGAGGAUCUGGCGGCUAUCCUAGUGGUAAACCAGGUGGUCCAGGUGGAUCUGGAAGUUAUCCUGGUGGUGGUCCCGGAGGUCCUGGAGGACCUGGUAGUCCAGGAGGUUAUCCAGGUGGCGGACCCGGCGGUCCAGGAGGACCUGGUAGUCCAGGAAGUCCAGGAGGUUAUCCAGGUGGCGGACCCGGUGGACCAGGAGGACCAGGAGGUUAUCCUAUCGGCAAACCAGGUGGUCCAGGAGGUUAUCCACAUGGUGGAGGAGGACAUGGUGGUCCAGGAGGACAAGGAGGAUCAGAAGGACCAGGCGGAAAACCAGGUGGACCUGGAGGUUUUCCUGGCGGUGGAUCAGGUGGACCAGGUGGGUCGGGAUAUCCCGGUGGCCCUCAAUAUUUAGCACCGUCUGAACCUCAUGGUCCUGGUGGUCCAGGAGAACCGGGAUAUAGACCAGGUGGACCAUCUGUACCCAGUAAACCAUCGGGUCCGUCAAGACCUGAUGGUUUUCCUGAUGGUAAACCAGGAGACACGCCAUUUCCGCCACAAGGGCCUUCUAAACCAGAGCGCGAAUACUUGCCACCCCGACGCGGUUAAUCCUAUCAAUUAUAUAAUAGCGUUAACUCCGAAUUUAACGCCUAACAAUCGCCGUUGGUGAUACUUGAACCAUAUUGUAAAUACAAGCCUUCUUACCUAUUAGCUAAGUUAAGUAAUAUGGUAUUCAUUUCAAUGGAUAAUGUAAUCGUUUCCUUUGCGACAUUUCUUUCAUCGUAUAGUUUUCUUGAAAGUAACUUUUAAUGUUACUAUUAUAUAAGUUUAUCCUUACUUUCUUUUAUGAGUUUUAUAAAUUACUUCCUUGAGGUUCUUAAAAGCUUUCGUCUUUUAUGUCACUAAAUAAGUUUUAAUAGAUUACGGGUCUGCCUUUUUUCAUUUCAAGAUGCAAACAGAGAAGAGGAUUGUAAGAUACUAAUUACAGAAAUUAGAUGUUAUAUCUGUCUUGUAUUGUAUAUAGCCAUUGAAAUGGACGCAUUCUAUGUAUGUAAAAUAUUUCAAUAUUUUCAUUUACUUUCUUUUUUCUUUUUUUCUUUUUUUCUUUUUUUGAAAAUAAGACAAUUAUCGUAAUAUUUGUAAUUACUUUGAAUUUUUCACGUACUUGUAUCAGAAAGUUAGUAGCGAAAGAACUUUCGUAAAAUUAUACUAAAUUAAGAGCGAUUUAAGUGGACAUAACGAAAAAAUUAUCGGAACCUAUCUCGCAAGGUAUUAUUGCACGAUAUAUUUAUUUAUUUCGAUAUUAAAAUAAUAUCGUAAUAUUAUUAAAUCG